Messenger RNA from Medioppia subpectinata, 767 nucleotides. The record is from the annotation of a GenBank genome assembly. NCBI's taxonomy places the organism in Eukaryota, Metazoa, Arthropoda, Arachnida, Sarcoptiformes, Oppiidae.
CUGCAAAAUAAAAUGUUAAUUCAUCUUAUUUCAUUAUGAAAAAAUGAACAAUAUUUAUAAUUAACAUUGAAAUAAAACAUCAUUUAAACAAAAUGGACAGAAGGGACGGAAGGGAAUCCGAUUUGUGUACAUUUAAGUGCAAAAAGUGGACACUAUUUUCAUUUUGUUUGAUUGGGAUCAUAACAACCCUAAUAGCGGUGAUUGCGUUGUGCGCCGUUAUAUCGGUGCUUGAAAAUCACGACCCUGGUCACAUUUCCGAUGUCGAUUUUCGCAAUGGAAAGAGAGUGGCCAUAGCGGUGAUUGCCACCAUUGGCACCAUAAGCAUAAUGUUUGAGUUACUCGGCCUAUUGGGCGCCUAUAAGGAACACCAUUGUCUGACAAUGACUUACGCGGUGCUGAUGCUGUUGGCCACCUGUGCCAGUAUCGGCAGUGCGGCACUGGAGCCCGCCUAUUGGUUUACGGUUACUAUCGAUGCUGUCAUCACAACUCUGGCCUUUUUGUACGCCCGGGACUUACGCCGGAGACAACUCCGACUGGCAUUCAUUCGCAGCACAGGUGGCGAAGAUCCUGAGUUUUAUCCCACAAUCCCUGUCUAUCCACCGCCCAGUUAUGGCGCCACACCCGCCGCACCCGGUCCUAGUUAUCCUAUGCAGACCCACGUCGUGGCCGACCCUCCAGCUUAUAAGGAUUGAAUUGAAUUUAUUUUUACAAUUUAAUACUAAUAAUAAAAUAAUAGAGAAAGAAAAAAAAAAGAGAGAGAGAGAGAG